AUGUGGGAAAUCGAUCAAUGCUUCCUCUUACAGUUAUCGACAGAACACGACGGUGUCGAAGGACUAUGCCAGAAGCUGAAGGUGGACCCGGUUCGCGGAUUGCCGAACAGCGCCGCCGAACUCGACCGUCGUCGCGCUGCAUUUGGCGCGAACACAAUCCCGCCAGCGAAAAGCAAAAGUUUUGCACGCCUCGUCUUCGACGCUUGUCGUGACCCAACCCUUAUUAUUCUUGUUGUAUCUGGCUUUGUAAAUUUGGCGCUUUCCUUCUACGAACCUGAAGUGCAAAGUCCUGUCGAUGAAGAGAUGGUCACCACGGCUGCCUCUGUUGUUGCUGGCUUUUUAUCGAAUAGUACACUUGGAUUUGAUUUGCUCAACUCUACUCUAUCUCUGAAUGGAACUACUGUAGUACCUCCGACUGAAGGACAUAACACGGCUUGGAUUGAAGGUGUUGCGAUUCUGCUUUGUGUUGUCGUUGUUGUUCUGGUGACUGCCGGUAACGAUUACUCCAAAGAGAGACAGUUCCGAAGUCUUCAGGAAAAAAUCGAGACUGGUCAAAAGUUCUCGGUGAUACGUGACGGCGAAGCGAUCGAUGUACCAGUGUCCGACCUAGUCGUGGGUGAUGUCGCUCGAGUCAAAUAUGGAGAUCUCCUACCAGCCGACGGUUUCCUUCUUCAAGGCAACGACCUCAAGAUCGAUGAGUCCUCGCUUACUGGUGAGUCGGAUCAUAUCAAAAAGACUGUAGAAUCGGAUCCUGUGCUGCUUUCGGGUACUUAUGCAAUGGAAGGUUCUGGUAAAAUGAUAUUGACCGCUGUCGGUGUGAACUCUCAAACGGGUAUCAUUAUGACGCUUCUCGGUUCUGGCAAGCCAGGUAUUGGUGGGGCAGACGACAAUUCCACGUCAAGUAGGUCCUUUUCAAGCUCAAUUCUGACAUCGCAAUCUCUCAUUCCUACCGUAAUCCUGACAACGUGCACUUCAGCUUCAUCGAGUUCGUCCAGCUCUUCGUCAAGCUCGAGCUCAUCGUCUCAUUCAACGAAUUCGAGUGACGAUGAUGACAGUCUCUCGGCGAAGUCCGUGCUGCAGUCAAAACUCUCCCAACUGGCGUUACAGAUCAUUUACUGCGGAACAACCGUUGCUGGAGUCGCCUUGAUCGUACUAAUUACGAGAUUUUGUAUUGAACACUAUGUGCGCGAUGGAAUUCCGUUCAGCAUAUCAGAUAUUCAGAUGUUCGUCAAAUUCUUCAUCAUAGCCGUAACGAUCCUGGUUAUAUCUAUUCCUGAAGGGCUUCCGCUAGCCAUCGCAUUAGCAUUGACGUAUUCCGUGAAAAAGAUGAUGCAUGACAAUAAUCUCGUACGCCAUCUGGACGCAUGUGAGACUAUGGGCAAUGCGACGUCGAUCUGCUCGGACAAGACCGGAACACUGACUACGAACCGGAUGACCGUCGUGGACUCCUACAUCAAUGGUAAUGGAAUCGCCUAA
Cooperia oncophora is the source of this 1476-nucleotide messenger RNA. The record is from the annotation of a GenBank genome assembly. Lineage: Eukaryota; Metazoa; Nematoda; Chromadorea; Rhabditida; Trichostrongylidae.